AUGAUGGGCGCAUGGUCCGUGCAUCCGCUCUUGGGCUCCGCGAGAUUGGAAUUGACGAUCUCUUGCAAUGUCACUGGCCUUUACAUCGGCGUGAAGGAGCCCAGAGGAAGCCGGCAAACGUUCGUUCGUGCUACCAACCUGCACAGGUCGGACAUCACCUGGGCAUUCGGAGUGAGCGACCGGCCGAUCAUCCCGCAUUUUGCCGCAAGCUGUCACGGCAUCCAGGCCGGAGCUCGGCACACUUUGGAUGUACGCUGGACCGACAGACUUUUUCGUCUUUGCAAAGAUGGUCAGACCAUCAUCGCUGGCCUCCCAGUGGACUCGAUGGCAAGAGCAGCUCCAACCUUUGCCAACGUUUACAUCUGGGCCUUUGGACAGAGACAGCUAAGGCAAGAUGAUCUCGUUGUCACGCCCUUGCCUGCAGGCAUCAACAGAGAUGCAGCCAUUCGAUGCAGCUUGUGUCGCGGCACGCGUGGCGUGGUCUCCCAGCUGUGGGCAAUCUGCCCCCGUUGCCACAACUGGAUCUGCCGCAGCCACGUGGAACACACACCUUUCAGACUCUGCGAUGUCUGCGGUCUCGCGGAACUGGACGACUUUGUCGGUGGUUCGCAUGUGUCGGCCAGGGAAUUUUGGCACGAGCUGCAAGCAGGACUUACUGAUGGCGAGGAGGACAAGUGGCAACAGGUCGUGCGCGGCAUACUGGUGCCUCACUCCGAGUGUCUGGCAGAGCUCCCACAUCUGGUGGACUUGGUGCCGGCCCCGCAAGAGCGCAUGGCCAUGAGCAAGCGCAGAUGGGAGCGCUUACUAUACAGGGCGCGCACUUUGCUGGACAUGUUGGAUCAAAGGCAACAUUUGCUUCUUUUCCAGUUCAUGCACGCACUGGCUCGCAAAGUGCCCGAGCGGCAGCGGGAUUUUAUAGCGGGACUGUUGCACCCGGCUGAAUUUCAGGGUGGCCUCGAGGAAUGGCGCCUGGAAGCUUCCCUGGGAGCCGUGCAGCUUCAGGUCGUUAUUGGUGGACUGGAAAGAGGCAGAUCCCAGCAGCAGCGAGCGCCGGAUCAGAAUCUUUUAGGUGGUGGUGAGCGUGACGACUACAUGGGCGGUGCCCAGCACCCGCACCUGUCGGCACGGGAAUUCGAUGAGGAUGUUUUAGGUGGCGGUGAAAUCACAAAUGAUAUAUUGAGGGCCAUUCCAAGCUUCUUCGACGAUUACGAUGACAUCUAUUGCUUGGCGUGCUGCUGCUGCGAACUGCGAGACAUCGUUCUCGACAGAAACUAUUGGCGCGGCAAACACAUCAACCUGGUCGUGCCUCCCCUGACGAAUGCUCCCGAAGCAGUUCGGAGCGCAGCCAAAUUUUUCGACCAGGCAGCUUCUCUUACAAUGGAGAUCCCGCAACUUGUUCACCUGGAUCGCGUUCCUCGCCGCGGAAUCAUUCACUGGUACUCAGAAAGACUUGAGAACUUUCUGGGCAACGAGUUCACAGGUUGGGAAUCCAAGCAUCCUCUCUUUGGGGCAGUGAGGUUUUCACUGACUAUGCCGCUUACCGUGGCAAGUGUGUACAUUGGCGCCAAGGCGCUCGCGUCUGCGCAGCGGUCGUUUAUCAGAAUCACCAACCCCUACACAAGUUCCUGUGAGCUUUCGGCCGGGCUCAGUGGAACCCCUGUGCAACCAUUUCCAUCGAACGUCGUCAACAGCACACUGAAUCCGCCUGGCUUCGCCAAUGAAUUUUACUUCGUCUGGUCGACGCAUCGCACGACUUUAUACAUCAACCAACAGAAAGUCGGCACUGCUCGCCUGGAACCAGGAUUUGCUGAUAUGCCUGGUGCGUUUUCCUCGACGUUCGUCUGGGUUAUCUCAAGACGCUCUGCUCCGGAGAAGCCUACUUUGACUCCGCUGCUUUCCCCCAUCGAUCCCGAGACAUUGGCGAGGUGCUGCGUCUGCGGACACGAGGAGUCCAUCAGCUCCCGUGACUGGCUAGUCUGCUGGGAAUGCUGCUCAUGGGCAUGCCGUUAUCACGCACAGCGUGGCCCUCGGGAACCGUGUCCCACGUGCGGGCUUGUGCAGCUAGCCGACUGCCUGGGAGGAUCUACGGGCAGCUCCUUGGAUGCCUCACAGAAGAGGCGCCUGCAGGAGUCCAGGCUGGCAGCGUACGAGCGGAAGGCUACCAGACUAGCUUAUAUGGAAGGCUUCUUGCCGAAAUUAUUGCAGCCCAGCGCAUGGACCUGUCCUUCCACGCCAUCGGCCUUCGAGCCUGGCAACGCAGCGGACGUGGAUGUACUCAAGACAUUGCGAGCACAUCCACGCGAUUUUGCGAUCCGCUUUCAAGCGUCGGAUCACACGUACUACAUCGAAGGAGUACAGACGCAUGGGUCAGUGACCAGCAUGAUCCAUGCUUUCUCGGAGCCCUUUCAGCCAGACUUGGUCAUUGCGAAGAUGAUGCAAGGUCGCAACUGGCCGCGAGCCGGGUACCUGAAGCGCGACGUGUCUUUCGCAGUGAUGACACGGCUUCGAAUUCUGUGUCCCGGGCUCUUGGAUUUGUACGCCGGCAAUCCAAGAGAUGAUGUCAGUAUCUGCAAUGUUCUGCGUGGGGUGUCGGACUACGCGGACAUCUCUCACGAAAUCACGCAGCUCUCCUUGUCUCCGCAAGAAAUCAAGGUAGGCCAAGAAGUAGUCGAAGAUGAUGAGAGCCGGGCUGACGCACGCUUGGUAGCCAGGGAGAACACUUUUCGAGUGCCGGACGAAGUUGAAAUCGAACUGGAACAUCACCUGGAAGAUUCUCUCGAUCUCGAUCUGGACACAGGGGCAGGAGUGUUCGCCUGCAACCACGCAGCCAUCGCUCUGGCAAAGCGCGGCGAAAACAUUGUUCGAUGCUUUAUCGGUGUCAGCCCGGGAGGCGCGACUGGUACAGGGCUAGCUAAGGCAAGCGUGGAUUGUGGAUGGUUGUAA
Molecule: messenger RNA, 2943 nt
Organism: Symbiodinium natans
Lineage: Eukaryota; Dinophyceae; Suessiales; Symbiodiniaceae
Source: the annotation of a GenBank genome assembly